Molecule: messenger RNA, 2317 nt
Organism: Oryzias latipes (Japanese medaka)
Lineage: Eukaryota; Metazoa; Chordata; Actinopteri; Beloniformes; Adrianichthyidae
Gene: faf2
Product: Fas associated factor family member 2
Biological process (GO): ERAD pathway
Cellular component (GO): endoplasmic reticulum
Molecular function (GO): ubiquitin binding
Source: RefSeq, a predicted model, not a curated record
GGAACCGCACCAGGAAAAGACGGUUGACGUUGUUAAGCCUUGCUAGAUGAUUGGCGAGGUAAGAUGGCGGCGCCAGAGGAGCCAGAAUUAUCCCAGGCGCAGACCGAAAAACUCCUUCAAUUUCAGGAUUUAACAGGUUUGGAAUCAAUGGACCAAUGUCGCCGAACAUUAGAGCAACAUAAUUGGAACAUAGAGGCUGCAGUGCAAGACAGACUCAAUGAGCAGGAAGGAGUUCCUAGUGUGUUCAAUCCUCCUCCAUCCAGACCGCUUCAGGUUAACACAGCAGACCAUAGAGUUUAUAGUUACAUCGUUUCACGGCCUCAACCCCGGGGAUUACUAGGAUGGAGUUACUACUUGAUAAUGCUCCCCUUCAGAUUUACAUAUUACACACUCCUGGACAUAUUCAGGUUUGCCCUACGGUUCAUUAGGCCAGAUCCUCGCGGUCGCGUGACAGACCCUGUUGGAGAUGUGGUGUCUUUUAUUCAAAGUUUUGAAGAGAAGUAUGGCCGGUCACAUCCUGUGUUUUACCAGGGGACCUACAGCCAGGCACUGAAUGAUGCCAAACGGGAACUCCGCUACCUGUUAGUGUAUCUUCAUGGAGACGACCAUCAAGACACAGACGAGUUUUGCCGUUCGACGUUAUGUACAGAAGAAGUCAUAACCUUCCUCAACACACAAAUGCUGUUUUGGGCAUGUUCAACCAGCAAGCCUGAAGGCUACAGAGUGUCCCAAGCUUUGCGGGAGAACACCUAUCCAUUCCUGGCCAUGAUCAUGCUCAAGGACCGCAGGAUGACUGUGGUGGGCAGACUGGAGGGUCUCAUUCAGCCAGAAGACUUCAUCAAUCAGCUCACCUUCAUCAUGGAUGCCAACCAAACAUAUCUGAUGUCAGAGCGCCUUGAACGUGAGGAGAGAAACCAGACCCAAGUUUUGAGGCAGCAGCAAGACGAGGCUUAUCUCGUCUCCCUCCGUGCCGACCAGGAAAAGGAGAGAAAGAAAAGGGAGGAGCUGGAGCAGCGAAGGCAAGAGGAAGAGAAGGUCCGGCAGAGUGCUCUUGCUGAGGAGCGGAGACGGAGGAACCUGGAGGAGGAGAAGGAGAGGAAGUCUGAAUGUCUUCCAUUGGAGCCUCCUGCAGAUGAUCCAGAAAGUGUCAAAAUAGUGUUCAAGCUGCCCAAUGACACACGGGUGGAACGGCGAUUCCUGUUUGGCCAAUCUCUGACGGUAAUACACGACUUCCUGUUCUCUUUGAAAGAAACGCCAGAGAAGUUUCAGAUAGUCACAAACUUCCCUCGUCGAGUCUUGCCCUGCCUCCCCACUGAAGAACAACCCAACCCCCCCUCACUAAAAGAGGCUGGGCUCAGCCGCUCGGAGGUACUUUUUGUUCAAGACCUUACGGACGAUUGAUAGAUGGUACCACCUCCCUCUGUGGAAACCGAUUUCUCCUCUGACAGCCACUCAUCUUCCUCCCCUCCUCUUUUUCAUAUUGUGUUAAAUGGCCAUUAUGCAUAAGGGAUCAUUGAGCUUGACCUGGAGAGUUGAACCACCCCUGCAUUCAGUGCUUGUUUGGUUGACAGGGUUCCCAAUAGCCUGGAAAGUCUUGAAUUUUUUCAAAUAAAUAUAUCUCUUGGAAGUCCUUACCCGAGCUCAUCUUUGUUUCUGUGCAGAAAGCUUCUUUAUCAUCCGUACUAGAUACCGGUUAACUCUUGUUCUUCCUUCUCAUUCAGUGUUGCAGCAUUGAACUAAUCAGCUGCUGAAGUAGCAGCAGAGCCAACUCCCAUGAGCCACCAUGUGUUAUUCCUCAUUAACAGGCUGCUGCAUCGCAUACAUUUCAAUGGUUAAAUGAAAGUUGUUUCUGUUCAUCCACAUUGACACCUUUUUGUCCAAAGUUUCCAUUUAUUAUUGUUGAUUAAGAAACAUUUAAGUAAACGAUUUUUAUGAUGAAAGAAACUCUUCCAGGAGGACGGUGGACACGAUUUAAAGAUUUGGGAACCCUGUUUCAAUGAGCCAUUACCUGUACAUAAGUUAUGUAUUUAAAGUUUCCAAAUUGACCUUAUUUUAUUUUUGACUUCUGUGUCAUAAAAUGACCAAAACGCAGGUUUGUCACUAUAAAGCAGACUGCCUCAAGCUCAAGAAGUUCUAACGUAAAAUAUUUAACACAAAAGCCACAGUUUUUCCAUGUGGCUUUAUCUAGUAUAGUUCAAGUCUGCCCAUAGUGUGCCUGUGGUUUCUCAUAGAUGCCUGUUUUGCCUGUAACAUCUGAAUGGGCUCUUGUAAAGUUGUACUUUUCCAAAUAUAAAUUAAACAUUUAAACAAAAAAAAA